CCAUCGGUCGAACGAAGGAAUAAACACGAGAAGAACCAUCGCGUGCCUUUUUUUAACCAAGAAGGAUUCACUAAUCCGAAUGUGACAUUAGCAUUAUAACAAUGAAUAUAGUUAGAAGAGCAGCAUUUAUCUGUUGGCGACAAGGGACCACAGAAUUGUUUCAUCCCACAACAUAUCAAGUCCAGCAAAGAUGGCAAAAUAUAUGCUGCUUAAAUAGAGUUCUAAAUGUAGCUCCAUCACAAUGUUUCCACACUGGUGCAACCAGUUUACAAAGGAGGAGAUGGGAGAAAAAGAACAAUGUUAAAUAUCCACCACAGAAGCCAGGAGAGCCCCCUAGGAUGGCUGAAGUUUAUCAUUGUAGGAGACAAAUAAAAUACAGCAAGGAUAAGAUGUGGUACAUAGCAACAUUUAUCAAAGGUAUGAUGAUAGACGAAGCGCUGAUGCAGUUGGACCACAUUAACAUGAAGGGUGCCAAGAUAGCCAAAGAGGUUUUACUAGAAGCUCAGGAUAUGGCAGUGAAAGAGCAUAAUGUUGAGUUUAGAUCAAAUCUUCACAUCGCUGAAUCUUUUUCAAGUAAAGGUGAUUAUGAAAAGGCCAUUAGGAUACAUGCAAAGGGUCGUUAUGGUAUCAUGGAUAUCAACUACUCGCACUACUAUGUUUGCCUCAAGGAAGGGCCUCCCCCUAAGGAGGUGGUUGUCACUGGAUAUGACCAAGCCAAGGAGUAUGUUGAUGGCCUGCGUAACAGGACUAUAAUACAUGGAUUGUAAUGUUGGUAUAGCAGCAGCAGCACCUGACAAAACUGUAAAACAGAUACAAAUAUGAGUUGCUUGGGCAUGAUACUACUGGAAUUGGCAACAAAUAAGGAUGAAGAACAGUGGGUUUUAAUAGGUGUGGAGAUAAACUCCUUUUGGUACAAUGACUUUCAUGCAGGGUUUGUACUCAUCAUGGAAAAUUUGAAUUAAAACAAAUAAAAUAUUAAAACAUUCUUUCAUUCCGAUCUGCAAUCACGUUUUGUGUGUCUAGAAAUGCUAUGGGAAAUGUUUGUUACCAUAGGUUCAAAAUCUCCCACAUGAAUAAAAUAUACAAACAGUACUGGGUAAAGACAAUCUUUAUUUCUUGCUUCAACAAGGUAUCCAUUCGUAGAAGUCUUAUGAAGAUAAGCCUAUCCAAUAGUGACAUUAAAGAUUCGGGACCAGGAUAUACAGUAACUCCGACUUUAAAUUGACAAAGAGAGAAAAAAAUGUACAGGUAUUUAAAGGCAUACCAAUUCUCCCAUGACUUGUUCAGAUAGUGUUAUGUGGGGUUGUGUAUAAAUCAAGUAAAGUCUGCAUAUACCCAUGGAGGUGGUAUACUUGCUUUUAAAAUGAACUGGUGUUAUUCUUGAUGAUCAGAUCAUAACUAGCUAAUACAAACAGUAAUCAUUAACAGGUAUAGUUUAUAAAAGAGUUAAAAGAAUAUCUGUAAAAUUCAGUCUGAAGUCGUAUCUACUGUUACUGUACUUUAUUGUUAUAAGAUGUAUGUUGGAUUAAACAAGGUUUUUGAAGAUCUUCAAUCCA
Anneissia japonica is the source of this 1556-nucleotide messenger RNA. RefSeq names its product 39S ribosomal protein L22, mitochondrial-like. The record is from RefSeq and is a predicted model, not a curated record. Bases 102 to 767 code for a protein of 221 amino acids. Gene Ontology annotation, cellular component: ribosome; mitochondrial large ribosomal subunit. NCBI's taxonomy places the organism in Eukaryota, Metazoa, Echinodermata, Crinoidea, Comatulida, Comatulidae. Gene Ontology annotation, molecular function: structural constituent of ribosome. The transcript has 7 exons. Gene Ontology annotation, biological process: translation; ribosome assembly.